Fusarium falciforme is the source of this 1107-nucleotide messenger RNA. RefSeq lists its product as hypothetical. The transcript has 7 exons. NCBI's taxonomy places the organism in Eukaryota, Fungi, Ascomycota, Sordariomycetes, Hypocreales, Nectriaceae. The coding region runs from base 1 to 1107 and encodes 368 amino acids. The record is from RefSeq and is a predicted model, not a curated record.
AUGAGUUCUAUGCAGGACCAGAACAACUCUCAGGGCCCGGGAGUCUACAUCUCUCAAGCAGAAUACGAUAGACUGGUCAAGAUCGCUCAGAGAUAUGCUUGCCUUCGCCAGAAGCUCGUCAACCAAGGGAUCAGUAAUGCUUCUCUUGACCUGCUGAGCGAUCCAGAUCCGCAUGCCUCGUACGGGGAUUCCUGUCAGCCUAGCUCUAAUGACCACGCAUACAAUCCUCAAGCACCUCCUUACCAGGGCCAUCACCAGACUGAGACCAACGGAGAAUGGAUUCAUCCCGAUACCGAUCCUUUCCCAAUCAGUCAGUCGCCGUCUGUUGAAUCGCCAACCGAGCCAUGGGGCCAGGAACCCAAGCCACCGCAGGGUGGCAACCGGUACGAUCCUAAUCGACGGUUGGAGCGCAACGCUCAGAGAUCAGUCCGGCUCUUCAACCUCCCUUCCGGCGUUAGGCGUGGUGAUGUUACUGCAGUUAUUCGCGGGGGUCCCCUUCUAGAGGUUUACCUUCGCCCGAAGGAGCACACUGCCACCGUGUCGUUUGUGUAUGGGGAUGAUGCUGCCGCCUUUCUUGAACGAGCCCGGGAGCAUGGCUUGCGCAUCCGUGGCGCCCCAGUCCCCGUGCAAUGGAACGAGCAGCAAUUCAUUCUUGCACCUCAUGUCUGCCACCAGAUCAGCCGAGGUGCAACUCGCAACUUUGUCAUCCGCAACCGAAAUCCCAACCUCACUGAGGAGAGCAUUCGGGCAGAUCUUGCACAUAUUCACAAUCUCCACGUCCUCAAGGUUGAGUUUUUCAGAGAUGAGUGCUACAUCAGCACCAACUCGGUCCACAAUGCCAUCUUUGCACGAAACUGUAUGAUGAGCCGACUUGAAUACAAAGGUUCCCGUAUUGAAUGGGCAGCCGAUGAAUGCGCUCAGCCCCCAAGAAACUUGCCAACGCAGACCCAGGGUUCUAGGCCCGGCAUCGUGACGAAGCGCAACUUUUCGAACGGCUCCGUGUCCUCGAUUCGGGCCACCAACCGAUUCCAGGUGCUGGAUGUGACUGAUGACAACGACGAGGACGAAGAUGAUAGCGAGGAUGACUCGGAUGGCGAGGACUAUUAA